This is a messenger RNA of Plasmodium malariae, 6009 nucleotides long. RefSeq names its product conserved Plasmodium protein, unknown function. Lineage: Eukaryota; Apicomplexa; Aconoidasida; Haemosporida; Plasmodiidae. The record is from RefSeq and is a predicted model, not a curated record. The coding region runs from base 1 to 6009 and encodes 2002 amino acids. The transcript has a single exon.
AUGGAAAAAAGAAUAACAACCAAGCAUGAAGAAAGUAGUGCAAAUACAUAUUUAUUUUUAGAACAGCAUAUGCAUAGUACAAAAAAUAGAAUUGCAAAAGAGGAUGCUACUGUAAAGAAUGAUAUCAUUUUGGUGAAUAACACUACAGAUAUCACUACUACGAAGAAAAAUGAAAAAAAAGAAAAAGUUGUAAGCAAAAUUAAAAGAAAUAAAAUGAAGGAUAAGGUGGAAGCAAAUUCUAAAUUAGAUAAAAAUUGCAUAGACGUAAAUGAUGAAAGUGUUGACUUAAAAUUUGAAAAUAACCGGAAGCAAAACUAUGGAAGUAGGAACAAGUUAAAUAAUAAGAAAUCCUUAAAGGCAGGGAAAAGUUGUAUAAAUAAGAACAGUACUAAUACAAGUAAUAAUGAAAAUAAUACAUGUGAAUUAUAUAAAGAGGAUGAUUAUGAGAAUGGAGAAGAAGACGAAGCUAUUAAAAAUAUUAUAAAAAAGGAUAACUCCUAUUGUACGGAUAGUGAAUGUUCUUACAUAAGCGAUAUAAAUAAAACAAAGAUGUGUGUAAAUAAUGAAUGUUGUUGUUGUUGCAAUAGGAGAGGGAAAAAAUAUAUCAGUAGUAGCAACAAUCCCAGUGAUAUUAAAACUGUACGAAACAAUAGUAACAAUUGUGGUAGUAGAGAGAAUAAAAAAAAUAAAGGAAAAAAGAAAAAAAAGAAAGAUUCAAAGAAUGAGUUAAAAAAUAUGGAUUGGUUAAUAUACACAAUUCGAUACAUGGAUUAUAGGAGAUUACGAAGAAGAUUUAAUGGAAUAAGAAAACCGAUCUCCAAAAAAAUAGUAUUUAUAAUAACAAUAUUUUGCUUAAUAUUAAUAUCAUGGAAGUAUUUCCAAACCUUUUAUGAAAAUAAUAGGCUUACUAUUAGUUUUGAAAUUCAGACAAGUUUUUUAUUUUUUUUAGAAGCUACAUUAGCAAUUAUUGGAGUAAUAAUUUUUGCAAAAUUUCAGACACGUUUGAGUUUACAUUGGCCAAUAUAUGCUUCAUAUAUAUUUAUUAUAUGUGCAUCUGUUUUAUUAAUAUUUUAUGAAAAGGAUAAAACGGAUAAGAGUUCAAGAGGAGAAAACAUUUUGAUGAUAUAUGGAAUAAUUCAAUUGUCUUUAAUUAUAAUAGUGAAAAUAAUAGUUUAUAUAGGUCCCAUUUUAGCCAUCUAUGGAUUUUUCUGUCCAUGUACAGAACAUUGUAGAAUAUUAAAAAAAAAGAUAUCAACAAAUAAGUUAAAUAUUACGAUAAGUCGUUAUAAUGAUUUUGCAGGAAUGUGCGGUAAUAACUUUUGUUGUUUUUGCUUAUGUGCCUAUCGAUCUUUCUAUCGUAUAAUAAAUUGUUUUUACAAAAAGUUUGCAAACUUGCGUUUUAAAAUUACAAAAGAUAGUAUUAAUGAAGCACCAUUUAGUCAUCAGUUAAGAUAUAAGGGAAAAACAGAUAUAUAUGGUAGACCCCAUGGAUAUGGGGAAUGGAUAGAGGAUCAUUCGUUUGGUGAAAAGUUAAGGGGAUUUUGGUUUCAUGGAUACCCAGUAGGUCCUUUUAUAUCUCAAGAAGUUGGAAGUGGUUCUCUUUUUGUAAAUACUAGGGUUGGUUUUGCUGCAUGUGUAGGUAAAGAUUGGUCUGAUGUCAGAUAUGGAGUAGCAUGUACUGAAUGUUCUAUUAGUGGACAUUUUUUUAAUGAUUUUCCUUUGACCUACUUUUUUAAUCCUAAAAUUCAAAAAGAUGCAAAUGGGAGAUUACCAAAUAACAGAUAUGAUAUUAUAGUAAAGGAUAUAUUAAAAGAAAAUUAUGAAGACAUUUUAGGUUAUGAUUUAAAAUGGUGUUUCAACAUGUUAAAAGUGAAUAGUAGUACUACUACAGAACACUUCUCAAAUAAUUGUAUGAUAUCGUUAGAUCAUGUUACUAUGAGUUUAAAAGUGCAUAAUUAUAAACGAUUAGGUUCAAUCAAAAGAAGGAAUGAUAUUCUUGAUGAAAUUGUUGUAAAAUUAGUUAAUGUGCCCAAAGAGAAAAAACAUAAAAAAAUGUACAAAAGAAAUAAACUUGUCAAAUAUGAUGAAAAAUUUAAAACAAAAGAAAAUGAUGAAUUUUUUUUUAGUAAUAAAAAUAAAAUACAAAAUAACAUGAAAAUAUUAGGUUCACAAGGUAGUCAUAUUAUUACAAGAAACUCGUUUAGAGAAAAUCGCCAAUCCUACUACAUACACAAAUUAUCAGACAAAUCGCUUGAUUCAAUAAAUGAUGAUAUUUAUUUAUAUAAAAUGAAUAAAAUAAUUAAAUCCUCGGAGAUACACAAGUGCCCUUUUUUUGACGACUCGAAGCAGGAUGUAACUCUCACAGAUUUACAACUCAAGUCACACAAUGAAAUUGAAAUAAAGCAACGUUUGAAAAGACGCUAUCCUAGCGAUCUGAGUGUAUAUAAUGACGAAAAAGAAAAAGGUAGUCAUGCUAUUCACAUAAGUAAAAAGUUUGAUCAUCGUAAAAAGAAUCACCUUAGUAUGCGUACCCCUAUGAACUGUCCCAAAAAUAAGGGUUAUCAUUAUAGUAAUAUACCUCAUAUUGAUAGUUAUGGAAAAAAUGAGAAAGAAUAUGAAAGUUGGAAAAAAAAAAGAAAAAAAAGAAAAAGUAAAAUUGAUAAUCUAAGUGAAGAAAUUGACUUAGUGAAUUACCCCACCAUUCUUCAUUCCUCAAUUAAUGAAAGUAUGACAAAGGCAAAUUCGUCGUUUUGUUCGAAAAAACUCGAUGAGUUUGUUGUUGAUGUGAAGGAUUACAAUGAGGGAGUACAUGAGAAGAGCUCGAGCAGCAACGCUAACAGUAGCACUGGAAGUAGCACUAAUAGGAGCAUCAGUAGUUGCACAAGUAAUAGCUUCAGUUGUUGUAAUAAUGACAACUCUAAUGAAGGAGUAAUAAUGGGAAAAUUUUUUUCUCGUAAAAAAAGAACAUCACUUGAUGCUUGUACUCCUGGUGCGUUUUCUACAUCCGAUGAGUAUAAGGAAGAGCAGAAUACAAAGGAACACCUUCUUUUCAGUCAAAAUGAAUACGAAAUGUUCAGAACACAAAAAAAGGAACGUGUAUGUUCUAAUGUUUUGUGUGUGAAAUUUCGGAGAGAACAUACUUUUGGUUCCAAAAGGCAAGGAAAUAAAAGCAAUGAAAUGAUAAGGAUCGAUAAGGAAAAAAAAAGAAAUGAUGAUCAAGAUGCCGAGGAAAUGUCAUUUUCGUACCAUGAAAAUGAAUAUGACCAGGUGCAGAACUCGAAUAGAGGGAGGAAGAAAAUCGUCAAUUUAGUAAGUGAUUGUAAGGGAAAAAAUGGGUGCAAGAAUGAAGGAACAGAUAAGCAAAUUGGUAACCAAAUCGACAAUCAAACUGACAAUCAAACUGACAAUCAAACAGACAAAAGGGUAGAUAAGCACUCGGAUAAGCAGCCGAAUGAGGACAAACGCGAGAAGAUGACCCUAAGGGAUAAGGAUAAAAAUGGAAAUAAGGAAAAGGUGUCAUGCGAGCAAGUAUUCUAUGAUGAAACUGAAUCGGAUGAUAUUGAAGGGAUCUCCUUGUUUAAUAAGAAGGAGCGGAAUAGUGAAAACCAACAUGACAUUUCAAAAAUUGUAGAUGAUUAUGAGAAACUUGGUGAAACUAAAAACUUGUUUAUUUCGGACAUAUUUAAAUCUUUUAUUAAAUCAGGGGCACAGAAAAGGUUAAGGAAUAAAAAUUCUUUACAUUCUAGUGAUGAUGUAGAUGAGUAUAUACAAAAACAUUAUGAGGAAGAAAAGAUGAAAAAUAAAAAAUUUAAAACAAGUUUAUUGAAUUUAAAAAAAAAUAGAAGGGAACAUCCUAGCAAAACCAUGAAAAAAAUUAGUUUACACAAAAUGAAGAACUCAAAAUUAAAAGGUUUUGUAAAAAAGUAUACAAAACAGUACAGAAAAGGUUCCAUACAUAUAACUUCAAAUAAUAAAAAAAUUGAUAAAAUUAUACGUUCUAAACAAACACCAAAAAGUAGGAAUACAAAAAUAAUAGGUUCUAUAAGAAAUAAAGUGAGAAGCUUGAAUGAAUCAAUUGGUAGUUUGAAUAGUCCUAAUUUAUCUCCAUUUAAUAUGCAAAGAAAUAAAACUAUUGCACAAGUUUUUGCUGAAGAGGAUGAAUGGGAAAUAUACAGACAUCAACAUAAAGAAAAAAUUGUUGUUGAUGGAUGGCAGUCUUUAUCUUUAAAACAAAAUUUAAAUAGUAUGCCAGAUGAAAUUGUUAUAUAUAUACAUGGUUAUAAUGUGAAAUUACAUCAUGGUUGUUCUCAGUUAGCACAUUUAGUUUCUUUUUCUAAAUUACCAUCCUAUAUUCAACCGUUUGUCUUUCAUUGGGAAGGGCAUACGUGGGGAGCUCUUUCUGCUCUUUCAUAUCCUAUUGCAAAGAAGAGAUCAGAAAUGGCUGUUUUAGGAAAUUCCUUUAAGACAUUUAUACAAGAACUUAUCAAUUCAGGUGUUAAGAAUGUUCACCUAAUAAGUCAUUCAUGUGGUUCAAGACUCUUUUUCAACGGAUUCGCAAGUUGUGUAGAGGAUAACUUAUUUUAUAAUGUCCUAAAUAAAGAGAAGCCUAAAUUGAGGAAAAGUAAUCGUACUAAGAGAAGCUCGGAAAAUUCCAAUGUAUUCAAAGAGGGUGAGAAUGAAGGCGAUGCAGAGAGUGAUGAUGAUGAGGACGAGGGAGAAGACGAUGAUGAAGAUGAUGGGAAGGACACUAAGGACAACAAGGUCAAUAGGGAUAGUAGGAACCAUAAUGAUGAAUGUAACAUGAUGGAGCUUAACCAAAACAGAAAAAAAAAAAAAAAAGUCAGUGUAAAUAAACCCCUCCGACAAAAGAAAAAAAAAAAGAAGAAAAGAAAACAGAUCAUAGUAAAAACGGUAAUUCUGUUAAAUCCAGAUUAUCCUUUAGAUAAGUUUUUGGAAAAAGAUUUUUUUAUAUUAAGAAGUCAUUGUAAUCAUAUAGUUAUGUAUGGUGAUACUCGAGACCAAGCAUUAACGUACUCAGAAACGUGGAAUAGGGAAAAAUGCCUCGGGAAAAGAAUUUUCAAAUUAAUGCUACCAUUAUAUAAAAUAUAUAAUUAUGAAGACUGUUUAAAUUUAAACAUGGAAAUAAAUAACUUACAGGAAAGAUAUUAUGAAGAAAAGUUUAAAAUGUGUGAUAACAUCUUAUUUCCUAACUCUACAUUUGUGGAAGAAAAUAUUAAAAAGCAAAAAAAAACUAAGGACGAUUUGUUAGGCAAAGACAGAAAAAAUAAAAGGGAAAAGGAAAUAGAGGGGGAUGAACAUGCAGUGGACGAUGGAAAAUCGUUGGUUAAUCCCACCAAGAGUGGGAUCACUGGUGGUAUUUGCGGCGGGAACAACAGCAGGAACAACAUCGGAAGUAACAGCGAAAGUAACAGUGGAAAUAAUGCUAAAUCCAAAUUGAAGCGCUAUACAUUUGAUUAUGAAGAUGGAGGCUCGUACGUUUCUGAAGACCUCACGAAGAACUACCUUAAUGACAAUUUUUGGAAAACCGUUGAAUUUAGUGAUACCAGCUUAAAAACGUUUAAAUCAAAAAAAAAGUUUAGAUUAUCCACAGCUUUUAAGAAAAUAAAGAGAAAAUGGUUAUUCAAAAAUAAGAAAAAAUAUAUAUAUUUUAAUGAAAAAUCAGCAAAUAAUCCGUAUACGCUGAAACUAAAAAAAAAAAAUAUUAAAACGUCCCUUCAAGUUCCUCAGAAAACAGACACAGUUUAUAUAUCUUUUGAUAAAUAUGCAUGGCUAGACAUGGAUGUUAUAGAUACAACAUUUGUUGAAACGAACGUGGAUUUUUUGAAACAUUCUUUUUAUCAAGUGAAAAGAGAAAUUAUGGAUGAUAUAAGAGAAGUUUUGACAUCUAAUAUUCGAGCACAUGAACGUGUAAGCAGGUUAGACAGAAGAAGAGGCAACGUCUUUGUGCUCAGAGUAGCUCCAGCUGGAGUUGGGAGCUUGCACAGAUGA